Molecule: messenger RNA, 1856 nt
Organism: Culex pipiens pallens (northern house mosquito)
Lineage: Eukaryota; Metazoa; Arthropoda; Insecta; Diptera; Culicidae
Exons: 2
Coding region: 54-1829 (591 amino acids)
Cellular component (GO): membrane
Molecular function (GO): glutamate-gated receptor activity
Source: RefSeq, a predicted model, not a curated record
UAUAGAGUAAUGCCUAACACCAAUUACUAGUUGGAAGGAAUCUAUGGUUUGAAAUGGUUCGUUUAUUCAUUUUAUGUUUGAUCUUUCCGUCCUGUGAAGGAAUAUCUUCCAACAAUGGCAACUAUGAUUUUAUUAGUGAUGCUUUGACUAUUGUUUUCGAAAAGUAUUACAUAAAUACACAUAAACCAGUCUUACUGAGUUCACCAAGAAAUGAUAAUAUUGAAAGCAAUGAUUAUGUUGAGAUAUUGGUAAACGCUGUUCGAUCGAGUCGCAGAAUAAUCCAAAUUGUUUUCGUAUUGCACUCUGAAAUGCAUCCCUCGUACUAUAAUGUGCUGAUUGUUCGGUCAUAUGAAUCAUUUCUUCGGCAAUACGAAAUGAUCAAUACGGAUAGAUAUGACCUUUCAGGCUUGUACACUAUCAUUUGCUUUGCAUUGGAAUCCAAUGUCGUUGAAAUUAUAUUUGAGAAACUUUUAUUGAACAAAAUAAUCAAUGCAAUAGUUAUAAAAGUGACAACACCGGGCGAAGCUCAAAUUUAUACAAAUUUCCCAUAUCAUGAAGGAAGUUGCAGUAAAAUCAAUCCAAAACUCUUGGCAAACAUAAGUAACAAUAAUUCUGAAAUUGAUAUUGACUUAUUCCCGAAUCAUCUGUUUAACAUGAAUGGGUGCUACUUAAAAGCAGGAACUUACGAUGUUGCCCCAUUCACAAUAGUUGGUAAUAGAAGUUUCGAUGGUUUGGAAGUAGUAAUGGUAGAAACUAUCGCAAAACAUCACAAUUUCACUGCACAGUAUGUUCUUAAUGAAGAUGGAACUAGUUGGGGUGUUAUUAAGGAAAAGAAUAGCACUGGUUUGAUGGGAUUAAUUCAAAACAAGCAGGUAGACUUUGGCUUUGGUACGCUAGGAGUAACAGCAGAACGUAGCUUUUAUCUCAAACAGGGAAUACCGCAUUUCAUUAGUAAGUUUAUUAUAGCUGUUCCAACCGGGAGACUGUAUACGUCAUUCGAGAAGUUAUAUAAACCUUUUGAUACUAUGGCAUGGAUGUUUAUUAGUAUUGCACUUGUUGGCUCAAUAGUUGUAUCAAAGGUUAUGUUUGGGAAACAAGACGUAAGAUAUCUGAGAAUUUUAAAAGUUGAAGCUUUCGAAACUCCAGUUUUGAUUACUUGGCUAGCAUUCCUAGGAAAUCCUUUAGCAAAAUGCCCCAAAAAAGAUAAAACGAAAGCAAUAGUAAUGAGUUGGAUGGUUAUGGGGCUGAUGGUUAGAACUUUGUAUCAAGGGGCUAUGUUUAAAUACUUUCACAAAGGACAACACACCAAGCCUGUUCAAACUAUAGAAGAUAUUCAAUCUGAAAAGUUAUACUACUACUUAUAUGAACCUGCAAAACGAUUCUUUGCAUCGUCCCCGGAUAUUUUAAAAAUGCUCAAGUUCAUCAACCCUGAUGAAACCAAUCCCAAACUUUCGCAGUUACUAAAUGGAGAUCUAGAUGGUGUGAUUCUACUGCCAUCGUCCACGUUGAACUAUUUCAACCAACAGAACAUAAAAAAAGGAUUUGUGAAAACUGGAACGGAUGUUAUUGCGACUUAUGCUGUUGGAAUUUACUACCCCAAGGACUCUCCGUUAAAUGCAAUGUUUGACGAAGACAUUUUAAAUUUGCAAGCUGCAGGCCUAAUGAAGUACUGGAAAAGUGUUUUUGGAAUUACGAGCUUCAAAGAGUUUCAUAGCGUAGAACCACUUCCUCUGGAUAUGGACACGAUUUCGGCCAUCUUUAUAAUUUGGUUGAUAUUCGUUUCUUUAAGCGUAACAAGCUUUUGCUUCGAAGUAUUAUGGAAGUGCUAGCUUACAUUUGCUAUUUCACAAAAAAAA